CUAUCAAAGUCUGAUUGUGAGAUUCGUGGACUCUACACUGCAUUUAACUGAAGGAACUGAACCUCAAACAUAACAGAGUUUCACUAUGGGUGUGGAGAUGCUCUCUGUGUUUUUACUCAUGCAGACUCACUUUUGCUGGGGUCAGAACACACUGGUCGUUCCCUCUCAGCCAAUCAUAGCGCCCGUUGGCAGUGAUGUCACUCUGCCCUGUCAGUUGGACCCUGUUAAAGACCUCAGGGACAUGGUGGUGGAGUGGUCACGGCACGACCUGACGCCGCGCUACAUCCACAUCCGCCGGGACGGUCUGGACCUCCUCAGGGACCAGAACUCCCUGUACCUGGGCCGCACCUCUGUGUCCGAGAGCCGACUGCAGCAGGGGGACAUGUCCCUGAGUCUGACCAGAGUCAGGGCCAGUGACAGGGGCAAAUACAGCUGCUACAUGCCCCAGACUGAUACUGAAGCAGAGGUCACUCUACUGAUCGUGUCCGUGGCCCCUCCCUCGAUGAGCCUGAUCAAAGAGCGCUCGGGGUCUCCCGUGCUGAGGUGUGAGUCCAGGGGCUGGUACCCGGAGCCGGAGCUGGAGUGGCUGGACUCAGAGGGGACGGUUCUGCUCAGGACUGAGGCUCAGAGAGGAGCGAGCGAGGAGCUGUUCAGUGUGAGCAGCAGACUGAGUGUGGAGCAGAGGCUCGGCAACACGUUCACCUGCAGAGUGAGACAACAGGAGAGCGGCCAGAGCAGAGAGGCCCAGCUCAGCAUCACAGAUGAAUUCCUGGAGGCCUGUCCCUCGUGCUCUGUGGCCUGGGUCCUCUUUAGUUUGCUGCUGUGUCUCGUUGCUGCUGCUGUUGCCUUUGCCGUGUGGAAGUUUCAAAUCAACAAAACCAAGACUAUGGAGAACAAACUUAAAGACUGUGAAGAAGGUGUGCCAAUGAUGAGGGAAAAAGAAGAUGAGAAAAUCGACAGUGGAGACGACAAACACAGAGGAGACGACAAACUGACUGAAUACAAGGAGCAAUUAGAGAAGAUUAAAGAAGAGCAGACGUCUGCUGCAGAGUUGAGUGAGGAACUAACAGGAACAAAGAUGUUUCUAAUGAAUCUAAAAGAAAAACUAAAUCAAUACAAGUAUCAACUCAGCACUGACAUGAAGGAGAAGAAGGAGAAGAAG
Messenger RNA from Periophthalmus magnuspinnatus, 1162 nucleotides. RefSeq names its product butyrophilin subfamily 1 member A1-like. NCBI's taxonomy places the organism in Eukaryota, Metazoa, Chordata, Actinopteri, Gobiiformes, Gobiidae. The annotation marks the transcript as partial. The transcript has 6 exons. The record is from RefSeq and is a predicted model, not a curated record.